This is a messenger RNA of Nycticebus coucang (slow loris), 1866 nucleotides long. It is a transcript of the gene ASTL, whose product is annotated as astacin like metalloendopeptidase. The transcript has 9 exons. Bases 1 to 1275 code for a protein of 424 amino acids. Gene Ontology annotation, biological process: proteolysis. Gene Ontology annotation, molecular function: metalloendopeptidase activity; zinc ion binding. NCBI's taxonomy places the organism in Eukaryota, Metazoa, Chordata, Mammalia, Primates, Lorisidae. The record is from RefSeq and is a predicted model, not a curated record.
AUGGGAGGCCUCUGGCCUUGGGUGCUGGCUCUGCUUUCCUGGCCAUGUUUGAUCCUUGGAGCUCCUUCAGCCUCCAGCUUCCCAGAAGGCCUCACCCCAGAGGAGAACAAUGUGUCUUGGGACAAGGACAUCCCCGCGAUUAACCAAGGGAUCAUCCCAGAAAAAAACCCAGAAAGCAGCUUCCUCAUCGAGGGGGACAUCAUCCGGCCGAGUCCCGUCCGACUGUUGUCAGCAACCAGCAACAAGUGGCCCAAGAACAGUGGUGGCAUUGUAGAGAUCCCCUUCCUGCUCUCUAGCAAUUAUGAUGAGCCCAGCCGCAAGGUCAUCCUGGAGGCGUUUGCGGAGUUUGAACGUUACACGUGUGUCAGGUUUGUCUCCCACCAGGGCCAGAGAGACUUCAUUUCCAUCAUCCCCAUGUACGGGUGCUUCUCUAGUGUGGGGCGCAGUGGAGGGAUGCAGAUGGUAUCCCUGGCACCCGCCUGCCUCCGGAAGGGCCGGGGCAUUGUUCUGCAUGAGCUCAUGCACGUGCUGGGCUUCUGGCAUGAGCAUGCACGGGCUGACCGGGACAGCUAUAUCCGUGUCAACUGGAACGAAAUUCUCCCAGGCUUUGAAAUCAACUUCAUCAAGUCCCGGAGCAGCAAUAUGCUGACACCCUAUGACUAUUCCUCUGUGAUGCACUAUGGAAGGCUUGCCUUUAGCCGGCGAGGUCUACCCACCAUCAUACCACUCUGGGCCUCCAGCGUCCACGUUGGCCAGCGAUGGAACCUGAGUGCCUCAGACAUCACUCGGGUUCUCAAGCUCUAUGGCUGCAGCCCGAGUGGCCCUGGACCCCAAGGAACAGUGUCCCAAGCCCACAGCAGCCGUAGGAACCCUACUCCUGUCUCCAGACCAUCACUGCAGCAGCUUCUGGAGGUGCUGUCGGGGGAACCCAGGAGCCUUGACCCCAGCAACCCCAGGCCUGAAGGCCAGGAUAUUUCUGAAGGACCUGGAGAGAACUCACAUGGGUGGGAGUCCCCUGCCCUGCAGAAGUUCAUUAUGGAGGCCUCAGCAAGGCUACCUCAGACCCUAGCUUCCUCCUCAGGGUCAAGGCCUAAAGUGAACGCUCCUGCUAUUGCUCUGGCUCAGCAGUGGCUGGCCCAAGUGCCCACUGAACCCCCAGCUUCCUCUUCAGAACCAGGAGGCCAACCAGUGCCUAUCCAGGUUCCUUUGGGGAACCCAGCUCUGCCAGGAGGCUGUGUACCUGGAAGUCACUUUGGGGGGAUGCCUAGAGAUUAAGUCUAUGGCGUCUACCCCCAAGUGGGGAAGGUACCUUCUGCCCAGAAGAGCUGGGUUGUCCAACCCUUGGCCCCUCUAGGCUGCUCCUGUGUUCUAGUCCCAGGCUGGGCACCCCUCAUAGAGGGCUAGGCCUCUUCCUCUGUCCCUUUCCCCUCCCAGGGACAGAGGGCCUUUAGUUCUGUCAUAGGGAAAGGCAGGCCUGGCCCUGCCUGCUCUUAACUCUUAUCCCUGAAGGAUGCUGGGAAUGGAAGGUGCCAUCUCCAGGGACAGGGUCCUGAGAGAGUAAGUCAGAGGCAGGUUCUAGCUCCACAGGCCCCUAGAAGCCUCCCUCUGGCUGAGGCCCAACCCCAGCAUGGAUGAAUGGCAGUGUUCCUGCCUCUCCCUGUGGCUGGGACCCUGGGAAUAGCCUCCUGUCCCUGACACCUAGGUGCUGGGGGUGUUGCUCUGCGGUUGUGGCCUCUAGCCUGCUCUCUAGGAGAGAAUCCAACUUGCUCCCUUGUAGAGCAGGAAGGUGUCAGAUGGAGGAGUGCUGCUGGGAGGAGAAAGCAGUUAGGGCCCUCAGCAAGCAUGUGAGGACCCUGAAUGAAGGAC